Mus musculus (house mouse) is the source of this 1911-nucleotide messenger RNA. RefSeq names its product predicted gene, 54058. Lineage: Eukaryota; Metazoa; Chordata; Mammalia; Rodentia; Muridae. The coding region runs from base 531 to 1178 and encodes 215 amino acids. The transcript has 2 exons. The record is from RefSeq and is a predicted model, not a curated record.
CCAACAUGAUAGAUGACCCAGAGCAGAAAUAUGUUAUGAAAAAGGGACUUUUCAUACAGGACUUUAGAAUGCAUCCUUUUCAUAAAUGGGUACUUUGUGGGAUUAAUGGUAGCUGUACAGAUCUUAAUCCCUUGGUUUUCCUCCAAGGAGGAGCUGCUGGAAAAGCGAUUUUUAAUGGUAUUUCAAAAUUUGCUCAGUUUCAUCAAGUUCUGUUACCUGAUAGAACCAUUUAUCAAAAUUCUACUACUGAAAUCACUGGAUUUAAUAAGACAUUGAUAAAGCAGACUAAUUAUUUACCUACUCCAGUUUGUGUGUACACCCCUUUCUUGUUUAUUCUUUCUAAUGGUUCCUUUGAAUCCUGUACUAAUGAAACCUGCUGGAUGUCACAAUGCUGGAGCCUUAAGUGGGCCAGCCGUGCAAUGCUUGCCAAGAUUCCGCGAUGGGUUCCUGUCCCUGUGGAGAUCCAUUCCACCAUAACCUUACACAGGCAAAAGUGAGACUUUGGUAUCACUGCAGCCGUUGUGGUGGCAAUGGCUGCCAGUGCGGCGGCAGCUACAGCUGCUGAAAUUGCUAUGGCAACAUCAGUCCAGUCAACUACAACUGUCGAGCAGUUGUCCUCCUCUGUGGCAGAGGCGAUCGAUCAACAUUCAGUGCUCAGUGCCCAAUUAAAAGGUGGGCUAAUGAUAGUGAACCAGCGCAUUGACCUGGUGGAGGAAAGGCUGGAAAUUCUGCUCCAAUUGGCUCAGCUUGGCUGUGAUAAGAAAUCAGGAGCCUUAUGUAUUACUAGUGUCCAAUAUGAAAAUUGGACACAUGCAGCUAAUCUAUCUAAAGAAUUGUCUUUGUUUCUUACAGGAAACUGGUCUGAAGGAUUUGACGAAAAGCUUGAGGCGCUACGUACAGCAGUGAUGACGAUUAAUUCUACGCGCGUGGACCCAUCAUUGAUCCAUGGAAUCAAAGGACUUUCUUCCUGGAUGUCCUCUGCAUUCUCACAUUUUAAACAGUGGGUGGGAGUGGGCCUGUUUGGCGCAACCCUGUGUUGUGGACUAGUGUUUCUUCUAUGGCUGGUAUGCAAACUCAGAUCUCAACAGAAACGUGACAAGGUGGUAAUUGCUCAAGCACUUGCUGCCAUAGAGCAAGGCACCUCCCCUGAAAUUUGGCUAUCUAUUCUCAAGAAUUAGUUGGCAUUUGAGUUCUCUGUCUUUGCAUCCCACAAAAUUGUGGAUAUAUUGCAUUGAGACGAGAGAAACUCAACGAUCACUGAUCAACCCGUGCGCAUUGCUGAGGUUUCCUCAUUGCAUGUGAUAAGGUGAUCAUGAUUUCCCCACUAAUUCAUUUUUGGCUGGCCUCUUUUGUAGAGUUCACCCUAGGCCAUUUAGCAGUUAUAGUCACACAGCACUGUGGUAUCCAAAGACGGGCAACUUUCCUCAUGCACAGACCAACCUAAGACAAUGGGGCCCGGUGGUGAUAGGGUUACCCGAUAACGGGUAAGGCUGUGACAUUGGAGGAACGACCUAAAACAGGGGCCACAGCAGAUGGACGUAACUACAUAGGCCUAGACCAGCCUCAUUUUAAUAAAUUAUAGAGGGGGAGAUGUAAAGGGCUGCAAUCUACGUGCCGCCACUAGAUGGUGCUAAACCUCAUUGUGCGCAGCUGCGAGAGCACAGCCAGCCAAAAUCACCAGUCCUUCUCCGAGGCUUUUGCCCAACCCCUGGGGGCUUUAACCUAUCCCCAGGGUGCAUGAGGAUCAUGGGUGUUGCUACCAGUCCUAGUUUAGACACGUCACCAAAAGUAUUUAAGCCACACACUUUCUGAGCUUUCUUUGUCUACCUCAAUAUGAUAUAGAAGUAAAAGUUAACCGUGGAAGAAUCUGGUGUGUCCUGUGUUUAUUUCCCGCGGGACGGGGAUAAGCUC